Messenger RNA from Hyposmocoma kahamanoa, 3553 nucleotides. It is a transcript of the gene Varp, whose product is annotated as ankyrin repeat domain-containing protein 27-like. Gene Ontology annotation, molecular function: guanyl-nucleotide exchange factor activity; SNARE binding. The coding region runs from base 112 to 2859 and encodes 915 amino acids. Gene Ontology annotation, biological process: early endosome to late endosome transport. Lineage: Eukaryota; Metazoa; Arthropoda; Insecta; Lepidoptera; Cosmopterigidae. The record is from RefSeq and is a predicted model, not a curated record. Gene Ontology annotation, cellular component: late endosome; transport vesicle; plasma membrane. The transcript is spliced from 2 exons.
AGUUCCUGUUUCUAAAUUUUAUGUUAAUUGUAUGCAUAUUUCAAAUAUGGUAUAAUUACCCGUUCAAAUCCAAAUGCGUGGCGUCGCCGUAAGCAGAUUUACGAAACCAAUAUGGACGGUGGUUACGACGAAAUAAUCUCCGAAAACAUAUUUUUUGUGGAGCUCAAGAACGAAUACCCAAAUUUAUUUCAACACUGCAUAACGCAUUCUUGGAUAAUAUGUGUGCCUCGAAUAGGAAGUCUGAACACGCGCGUUUUUACUGUAGAAGAUUUCUGUGCUCAUAUACUCGUGCCGAGCGAUGAGCUGCCAGAAACUCAUUACAGCACACUUACUGAGAAACAAAUAACAGUAGCAAACAAAGUCCUUACAUUAGAAGUGACUAAAGGACUUCCACUACAAAGCCAUAUUUUGUUUGAAGAAACAUUCUAUACAGAAGACUUUAUGAAAUAUAAAGUAUGGUGUAUUGAGACCCCUUUAGAACCAUCAGCUAAUGUAGGCGACAAUGCUACCACUAAAGAAUAUCUUUUGACUAUCAAUGACUGUAUAGACCUGCUAUGGACUCAAGCUGCUGGCCGUCAAGUCCUUGACCAGAUUGAGCACUGUGUACAGACAUUUUUAAAGAAGAACCAAUUACUGCCUAUAGCUAUAGGGCCACUGAAGGAUGCCGUUAGUGAGCUGUACACACAAUGUCUUCAGAUUGCAUUACAAAACCGAAGACUUCGAGAAAAAUCAAAGGCUUGCAAACAAAUUCUUGAAAAUAUAAAACUAGCUGUGGAGAGUUACAUGCAACAUUUACUCUUUGAUUUCAUAUUUAAACCAAUUUGUACUUGUUGUGCUUAUGAAGAUGCACAUCUCAACAAAAAGAUUAGAAAUAUGAGUGAAAUACAACUCAGAGACUUGGACAUCAAAAGAAACCUGUACCAUGCAGUGCCAAAGGCAAAACAAAUACUUUCAAAGAUGGAUUCUUAUGACACAGUUUUAGAAAAGCUUUUAUGUUUGAAACAAGCUUUGAAUGCUAUUGAUAAGAAAGAUAGCAGUAACAAUGUUGUUCUGCUUACUGCUGAUGACAUGUUACCAGUAUUCGUGUUUUUAGUCAUUAAAUCUGGAUUACCAAAUUGGUACAGCCAGCUCACAUACAUCAAAGAAUUCCGUUUCAGCGGUGUAGGCAAAGGCGAAGCAGAUGAAAGUGCAUUCCUUAUAACAACUUUGGAAGCUGUAAUAGAACACAUUCAAUCUGGUGCUUUAGCUGGACCUCCUGACCCUGAAGCUUAUUAUUAUGAAAGUAGUUUAACAGAACAAAAUUUACAAAAUGGUAAAGAGAGAAGGAGCAGUUUGACUGAAUCAAUAUCAACAUCUGAUACAAAUAGUAAAGAAGAAACAUUAGAAUACAUAUUUGACUUAAUCAAAGCAAAUCACUUUGAACAAGUGAACACUAUACUGUUGAGAAAUCAAAAACACAUUAAUGACAUUGAAUUGAAUGGAAACAAUCUGCUAACAGUCUUGGAAGAUGAUUCUUCAGAUGAAUAUGAUGUCGACGCGUAUGAAUCAGAAAUAUACCAAAAACUCUGUCACCCUCUAUGUAACUGCAAGAAAUGCUGCUACAAAAUCUCGAGGAAUCUCUUAAAAACUUCCCCUACAGUCACAUCAAGGGACAGUCAUGGCCUUACAGCUUUGCAUGUUGCAUGCAUCCAUGGCAAGGCCACAAUAGUGGAAACACUAAUAGAAAUAGGUUCAGAAAUCGAUCCCACUGACCUGAAUGAAUGCACGCCACUCCACUAUGCGGCAUCUAGAGGCCACCAGAAUGCUUUAUUAUUACUUUUGCACUCAGGGGCUAACAUAAAUCGGACAAAUAUUGAUAAGAAUACUCCACUCCAUUUAUCUGUCAAUAAUGGUCAUAUGAAUUGUGUUAAAGCCCUAAUUUACUUUGCUGAACAUAGUCGCAAGAAAUUGAUAAUAAACUGUACCAAUGAAAGUGGUCAUACACCACUGCAUAUGGCUUCAAAAUGGGGCUAUGAGGGUAUCGCCCGAUUAUUGAUAGAGAACGGCGCCGAACCCUCUCUACAAAAUCGAUAUAAUAAAACCGCAUUUGACUACGCACACAACUUAAGGAUAUUACAAGUUUUGAAAUCUUGUACGCCUAAUUUAUAUGAAUACAUUCACAUUACAACUAGUGAUGUAAAAGCAUUAAACUGCAAAACUGACAAUCCUGUUUCUGUCAAGUUGCAAAAGUUACACAUGAGAAAUAAUGAUGUUAACAAUGCUUCAAAAGCAGUUGAAAACUUGAAAAGAAUUGAUAGAAUUUUAAAAGCUAUAUCAUAUGGUGAUGUGAAAUUAGCGUGCUUUUAUAUGGGCAUUGAUUAUUCAGUUUACGUUGACAAGCCAAAUGGAUUUUGCCACCCGCUAUGCGAGUGUGAAUCUUGUAAAAAGAAGACAGAAUUGUUUACUUUAGAUUUUGACGUAAAUUUCUCUGAUACGAAUGGAUUUACCGCGUUACAUUACGCAUCCCGGUAUGGCUUGGACGAGUUGUGCAAUAUUUUAAUAUUGAACAGAGCUAACAUAAAUUGUUGCAAUAAGAAAGGCCAAACAGCAUUGCACUUAGCGGCUUUAAGUAAUAAGACUGUUGUUAUAAGAUUAUUACUUGACUAUGGUGCCAAUGUAAACGCGAUUGACUUGAAUGGAAAUACACCUCUACAUGAUGCUAGUGAAAUGGGAAAUAUUGGCGCCACUAAGAUAUUGCUUUCAUACAAUCCUGACAUCACUAUGUUGAAUGGGUUGGAUAAAUCUGCUCUAGAUAUAGCUAAAGAUAAGGUGCACCUUACUAUUAUUGAUUUGAUUGAAAAGCAGAUUUUAAAUUGUUAGCAGCCAGAGUUAUGUAUACUCAAAACUUCUCAUUUAACUUGUAAUGGGUGUGGUUAUAGAAAUAGUCCGAUAUAAAAAGCGACCUUGAAAUAAUGAUCUAGCCAAUUAUGGAAACUAUAAACAGGUAUUUCAUAACUUUAGUUAUAAGAUAAAAUGAAUGUCUUAUCAAUAUGAUUAUUUAAGAUAGUACUGCCAAAAUGUAUAGUCGGCCUUUUGCUUCUUUGUAAUAAAUAAAACUGCUAAUGUAACUAUGUCACAUGCUCAGAAACGAAUUUAUAAUUAAUGACUCCUUAAUUUUUGAUAAUGCGUAGUAAACAUUGCCAAUGAAACACACACAGCUCACAGGGUUCAACAAGAUCCUUUUGUAGUGUAACGUCGUUGUUCGUACGUAAUACGUCACUAUGUACGUAAAUAGGAUUAUUCACUUUUACCUCAUUGCUCAUCUCCUUAGCCAAAGUUCAGUUAUAUUUUAUUAUGGUGUAAAUUUUGUAGGAUAUAUAUUUUCCUUGUCGCCAUUCCAUUGUAUGGGUUUUAUAAUGUUCAUUACUUUCAUACAGCUUUAUUUAACCAAAAUGGAUAUCUCUCUGUGCCAUAGAAACACUGCCGUCUUUAUGUAUACUAAUUUCUAAGACUGAUUAUUUUUAUUUUUUAAGUAGGUACUAUUUAUAUCGCGGACUACUUUAUUUGUUAUCUA